GCCAAUGACCUACUCGCACCCUGGAAACCCAAUAAAAGGAACUCCGCCGCCGCCUCUGCGCCCUUCUCAAGCUAAGUUUUAUGCUCCAUUGCCUCCGCCGGUUGGUCUCCGUCCCGCGACCCUUCUUCGCUCCUCCGCCCCUCGCCACCCCUCCUCGCUUCCUCUCCGCCGUCCUCUCGCCACCGCCGGCGUCCGCCAUGGGAGAGAGCCGCGCCGGCGAGGUGAAGGGCAAGGCCAAGCCCAAGGCCUCCAAAGACGAUGCCUACCUCGAGGCCAUCAUCGAGAAGCGCAUCCGGAUGUUCGAGUCCAUCCAGGCCCAGCAACUCGCCGAACGCCAGAAAAUCAGCGGGGAACCCAUAAAAAUAACAUUGCCCGAUGGGACAACCAAGGAGGGCAAAAAGUGGAUGACAUCACCCAUUGACAUUGCUCAGGGAAUUUCAAGUGGCUUGGCUGCAAGUGCUUUGAUAGCUCAAGUAAAUGGAACUCUUUGGGAUAUGACAAGGCCACUAGAGGGAGAUUGUGAGCUGAAGUUGUUUAAGUUUGACAGCAAUGAAGGGCGUGAUACCUUUUGGCAUUCCAGUGCCCACAUUCUUGGACAGUCUGUUGAGAUGGAAUUUGGUUGCAAGCUGUGCAUUGGGCCAUGUACUACUAGAGGGGAGGGUUUCUACUAUGAUGCAUUCUAUGAUGACUUGACCUUGAAUGAGGAGUAUUUUGAUCAAAUCAAAUCUCGUGCAAGCAAAGCUGCUGCGGAAAAGCAACCUUUUGAGCGAAUUGAAGUGUCCAGAGAACAGGCUCUUGAAAUGUUUUCAGAAAAUAAGUUUAAGGUGGAAAUUAUAAAUGAGUUGCCUGAGGACAAGACCAUCACAGUUUAUAGAUGUGGUCCUUUAGUUGACCUUUGUCGUGGACCACAUAUUCCAAACACUGCUUUUGUAAAAGCAUUUGCUUGUUUAAAGGCUUCAUCAUCCUAUUGGAGGGGAAAAUCGGAUCGUGAAAGCCUGCAAAGAGUUUAUGGGAUUUCCUUUCCUGAUUCUAAACGUCUCAAGGAAUAUCUCACCCAGUUAGAGGAAGCAAAGAAACGCGACCACAGAUUACUGGGACAGAAUCAAGAGCUUUUCUUUUUCCAUCCCCUUAGUCCUGGGAGUUGCUUCUUCCUGCCACAUGGGACUAGAAUUUAUAACAAGUUAAUAGAGUUUCUGCGAGUACAGUAUAGGGACAGAGGCUACCAAGAGGUGUUGACACCAAAUAUGUACAACAUGCAACUAUGGGAAACGUCAGGGCAUGCUGCGAACUACAAAGAGAACAUGUUUGUUUUUGAGGUAGAGAAACAAGAAUUUGGACUUAAGCCAAUGAAUUGCCCUGGCCACUGUUUAAUGUUUGAGCACAGGGUUCGGUCAUAUAGAGAAUUACCUCUUCGGCUGGCAGAUUUUGGAGUGCUGCACAGGAAUGAACUUAGUGGUGCACUAACUGGUUUAACACGUGUUAGAAGAUUUCAGCAGGAUGAUGCUCAUAUAUUUUGCAGGGAAAGCCAGAUCAAAGACGAGGUCAAAAGCGUUUUAGAAUUUAUUAGUUACACAUAUGGCAUAUUUGGAUUUACUUUCGAGUUGGAGUUAUCUACGCGGCCAGAGAAAUACCUGGGGGACAUAGAAACAUGGGACAAAGCUGAGGCUGCUCUCUCUGAUGCUCUCAAUGAAUUCGGGAGGCCAUGGCUGAUCAAUGAAGGAGAUGGUGCAUUUUAUGGACCAAAAAUUGAUAUUGGUGUUUUUGAUGCCCUAAAGAGAAAAUUUCAAUGUGCCACUCUACAGUUGGACUUCCAGCUUCCACUUCGUUUCAAAUUAUCAUAUUCGGCAGAAGAUGAAAAGAAAAUGGAAAGACCUGUGAUGAUACAUAGGGCUAUCCUAGGUUCUGUCGAACGGAUGUUUGCUAUCCUUUUGGAACAUUAUAAAGGAAAAUGGCCCUUCUGGCUUAGCCCUCGCCAAGCGAUUGUUUGUAAUGUAAGCGAAAAAUCUGAAGAUUAUGCAAAACAGGUACGUGACCAGAUACAUCAGGCUGGAUAUUAUGUUGAUGCUGACAUAACAGAUAGAAAGAUCCAGAAAAAGGUACGAGAGGCCCAAUUGGCGCAAUACAACUAUAUAUUAGUUGUUGGUGAGGAGGAAGCAAAGACUGGGCAGGUAAGCGUGCGUGUCAGAGAUGGUUCAGAUCAUUCCACAAAGAGCAUGGAAGCUCUCCUCACACAUUUAAAGGAAGAAGUAGCAGCGUAUCAUUAAAUAUUGAAGGCUGUUUUGUAGGAGCAUAUAUUUGAAUCAAAUCUCUCACUUCCUAUUUCCUUCAUAAUAUUUUGUAUGCUCAUAGGGAAUGUGUAGAAUCUCACUUAGAGAAAGUGAUUAAAUUACCAAUUCUACAUAAUUUAGUUGACUCCAUCGCAACAAUAGAUUGGUUGGUGCCCUUUUUUUGAAGGCUGUAAUUGAUGGAUUGAGCAUGAACUUGUGAAUCAAUGAAUCGUUUCAUAUUUGCCAUUA
Phoenix dactylifera (date palm) is the source of this 2516-nucleotide messenger RNA. Its product is annotated as Threonyl-tRNA synthetase. Gene Ontology annotation, cellular component: mitochondrion; chloroplast; cytoplasm. Gene Ontology annotation, molecular function: threonine-tRNA ligase activity; ATP binding. Lineage: Eukaryota; Viridiplantae; Streptophyta; Magnoliopsida; Arecales; Arecaceae. The record is from RefSeq and is a predicted model, not a curated record. Gene Ontology annotation, biological process: threonyl-tRNA aminoacylation.